GCCCUGACUCCCCCCCCCGCACCCCAGCAUGGGGAACGAGAGCCUGGGCCCGCCGGGCUACCUCCCCCACUACCUGCUGCGGGGAGACCCCUUCGCCUCCCGCCUCUCCCCCCUGGCCGACAUCAUGGCGGCCCUCUACAUCGGCAUCAUAGGUAUCCUGUCAGCUACAGGUAAUGGUUACGUUAUCUACCAGUCCUUCAGACGCAAGAGCAAGCUGAAGCCCCCAGAGAUGAUGACUGUUAACCUCGCCAUCUUUGACUUCGGCAUCUCAGUGUUCAGCAAGCCGUUCUUCAUGGUGUCCAGCUUCUCCCACCGCUGGCUCUUCGGCUGGCAGGGCUGCCGCUGCUACGGCUGGACGGGGUUCUUCUUCGGCUGCGGGAGCCUCAUCACCCUGACGGUCGUCAGCCUGGACCGCUACCUGAAGAUCUGCCACCUGUCCUACGGCGCGUGGCUGAAGCGCCAGCACACCCUCCUGGUCCUGGCGGCAGUGUGGUUCUACGCGGCCUUCUGGGCCACCAUGCCCCUGCUGGGGUGGGGGAGCUACGCCCCGGAACCCUUCGGGACCUCCUGCACGCUGGACUGGUGGCUGGCCCAGGCCUCGCUGUCCGGCCAGACCUUCGUCCUGUCCAUCCUCUUCUUCUGCCUGGUCCUGCCCACCGCCAUCAUCGUCUUCUCCUACGUCAAGAUCAUCAUCAAGGUCAAGGCCUCCAUCCAGGAGGUGUCCAGCUUCGACGCCCGCAUCAAGUCCAGCAACGUCCUGGAGAUGAAGCUGACCAAGGUGGCGAUGCUGAUCUGCGUCGCGUUCCUGGUCACCUGGAUCCCCUACGCCGUCGUGUCGGUGGUGUCGGCGUUCGGCCAGCCGGACUCCAUCCCCAUCGCCCUCUCCGUCAUCCCCACCCUGCUGGCCAAGUCCUCGGCCAUGUACAACCCCAUGAUCUACCAGGUGAUGGACCUGAAGAACUCCUGCAAGAACCUGUCCUGCUUCCAGAACAUCAAGAAGAGGACGCACUUCAACACCUCCAGGUUGUAUGCUGUGUCCUGCUCCCUGAAAGGCCGAACGCCAGCCAAUGAAACGCCGCUGGAGGCGUGACUACAGGACGGACACCUUGAUCACACACACACACACACACACACACACACACACACACACACACACACACACACACACACACACACACACACACACACACACACACACACACACAGCCUAUCCACAUCAGCAGCGAAUUGUCUCUUCUUGGCUCCUCCCACUGCCAGUCUCUACCCAGAAUGCUCUUUUCAAGGUCAUGUGACAGAUCGGCUCAAGGCCUCAAUGUUUGGAAGAUUCAAAAUUGACCCCUAGGAGACUUGUUUUGAAGCGGGACUCUUAAGGAAGGCAUUUGAACCUCUUGUGUUCGUUCGUCUGCCCCAGGUUCAAAGUUCAGAAUCAAACUUUUGUUGAAUGUGAUUGACUACACCCCCAGGCGCCGAAAAGGGGGGGUAAAGGAGACGGAUUCUAGGGGCCCAUGAUGGAGGGGGGCCCAGAGAGGCCCCUAAUGAUGAUGAAAUUAUAAUACAGAAAUUAUUAUACUGUUCUUUUCAUGGGGCCCAAAAUCCCUAGCGGCGCCCCUGUGCGCCCCAGGAGAUGCCCGGGAUGUAUCCGCACAAACAGACACUUUAGCACAAAGCCUGCCCCCUGGUGGUCACGUUAACGUGGGGCGGACGGUUCAACGGCAGCCUCAUCUCAAGCUGCAGGUCAAGGGUCAGAGUUCAGGUGAGUGUUGAGGUUCAGGUUUCAAGCUUCCCGGUUAAGGCUUUAGUUUGAGAUGGAUGGUGGUUUCUCAUCUCAGACCCCAACCUGCUGCCGAGCUUAUGAGGGAUGAACUAUUGCAAUAUGUACAAAGUCAGUGGAAGUCUUGGAAGAUGGUGAAUGGACUGCAAUAACCGGAACACACGCUGGGUCGGGUAGUUCUCCUUUCCCUUGAGUGGAACUGCAAUUAUGUGACCGUUACUUCACCGCUUUACCACUAUUGACAUUUGAACACAACUGCGAUAGCCUAUAGACACUAGUAUUUAUAACAAAUAAUGAAUGCUUUGUUUCUUGCACUACUGCACAAUCGGAACUGCAACGUAUACACAUAAUAAAACAUAAAGAAAGGAGAAGACACGGGUGAUGGUCGGCCUUAUGCGGCUCAGGCCUCUGGCGCCCUCUUGUGGUAGAAAUAUGGAACACUGGUGGGAAUUUAUAUCAACAUCCGUUCUGGGAUUCAUUGCAUUAUGUGUAUCAUUGGGAAAUAAAUAGAUAUAAAGUGCAUUUAAGAUUUGCUCAUGACUUUACCUGGGUAAAUAUUCAGAUAAAUGUUCAUCCGUAAUUUGAGGUUCGAUGUCAUUAAUGUGGAAGGCAUAUUCUUUGUUAACAAACGAAAUAACAUGUCCGAAGGCCUGCGGCGACAGACGGAUACGAAACAGCACAAGAUCAACAAUGUGAACAUUAUCGUAUCAUCCGACAAGAUCACUGGAUAUAUCCCAGGGAAGUGAAUCCGGAACACCUGCGAUAGGUGAACGGGUGGAAGUUGUGUUCCCACAGACGACAUGAACAAGUAAGUCAAUCUAAAUGGGUGUGUGAGCGGGUUAGUGUGUGUACCUGGCCGAACGAAUCAUGUGUGUACCUGUGUCUUACCGUUCUGUGCUGAAAAAAUAAAAAUGGUCCUCUAUAUUGAAUCACUGGAGAGCGUUAAGGAGAUGAUUCGUGAACCUUUGGAUCUUAGCUGUAAGUUGCUGUAGCGGUUUAACUUUAGUUUGGUGCGUCACCUCGCUCUGCCGCCAGGGGGCGCCUCGGCUCCUUAUUUGGCAGCGUGAUGCAGAGAUCGGUAGUACCGGCCUGGGAGGAUUUAUAGAACUACUGUCUGGUUUGCAUAAUGAUACUUAUUUUAUAUCACUAUUGUAUCC
Messenger RNA from Gadus morhua (Atlantic cod), 2928 nucleotides. RefSeq names its product opsin 5 (gene opn5). Gene Ontology annotation, biological process: G protein-coupled receptor signaling pathway. Gene Ontology annotation, molecular function: G protein-coupled receptor activity. The transcript is spliced from 6 exons. Gene Ontology annotation, cellular component: membrane. Lineage: Eukaryota; Metazoa; Chordata; Actinopteri; Gadiformes; Gadidae. The record is from RefSeq and is a predicted model, not a curated record. Bases 29 to 1090 code for a protein of 353 amino acids.